Phycodurus eques (leafy seadragon) is the source of this 791-nucleotide messenger RNA. RefSeq names its product mitochondrial ribosomal protein L57 (gene mrpl57). Lineage: Eukaryota; Metazoa; Chordata; Actinopteri; Syngnathiformes; Syngnathidae. Gene Ontology annotation, cellular component: mitochondrial ribosome. The transcript has 3 exons. The record is from RefSeq and is a predicted model, not a curated record. Gene Ontology annotation, molecular function: structural constituent of ribosome. Gene Ontology annotation, biological process: mitochondrial translation. Bases 269 to 580 code for a protein of 103 amino acids.
UUCAGUGUAAAUCCUUGUAACCAAGUGCACCGUCGCAGUGAAGUUUGAUCUUUCUGCCGCGCCGUAGACCAACCCGGAUGUAGACGCUCGACCCCGACAUUUGCACAUUUUAUACGUUUAGGGCUUUUAAACUGUCUUAAUUUGUUCCUUUCUUGUUUGUCCCCGGAUUUUGAAGCUAUUUCGUUUACAAAUAAGCGAGAACAAGGAAUAUAACAACUCAAUGUUACAUAAUGAAGGACGAAUGAAUUAAGAGAAGCCAGCGGCCGCCAUGUUCCUCAGCCUGGCCCUGCUGCGUAAGGGCAUCCCGGGCAAGCAGUGGAUCGGCAAGUACCGGCGUCCGCGGCCCGUCACGUGGCAGAUGAAGCGCAACACGCUGAAGCACCUGGAGCGCGAGGCCCAGAACGAGUACUGGAUCAGCCGGCCCUACGUGACGCCCGAGCAGGAGGCCGGAAGCGCCGCCGAGCGCCGCGCCGGCAACUGGCUGCGCAUCAAGGAGGCCAAGUUCAACAAUUUCCCCCAGCGCAAGACCGUCACCGAUCACCUGGCCCAACUCGGCAUGUCCAAGAACUGGUCCCCUUAACGCUUGGGUUUGGACAAGGAAAGACUUUUCAGCGUGUUCGUGCCGUAUUGUGAAGCAGGGCUGAAAGCGUUAAGGUGUUUUGAGUCAUUAAAACACACAAAAAGGCAUGAAAGCAGCAAAAUAUUCUAUAUUAACUGUUGUCCAUGUACAACUUGGUUCUCCACAUGUAUUACUCAUCAUUUAUAUAUAAAACUCAGUUGAAAUACUGCAA